Molecule: messenger RNA, 501 nt
Organism: Haliotis rubra (blacklip abalone)
Lineage: Eukaryota; Metazoa; Mollusca; Gastropoda; Lepetellida; Haliotidae
Exons: 4
Coding region: 34-432 (132 amino acids)
Source: RefSeq, a predicted model, not a curated record
CAUUGUCUACCUUCAUAAUGUAUUUCCAGCGUCAUGAAGCUGCUGUUGAUCCUACUGAUUGGCGUGCUGGCUCUUCCAACUGUUAGUGGGUGGUGGAGACGUCGUCCUCGUCAUGACCACCAUCACCAUCACACUCACGUCUGUCAUUGUAACGGCAAGCGUCUCCUCUCCAACUUUGCAAGCGAAAGACUGAGUGUAAAAGAACGGAAACUGGCGAAACGUCAGUCGAACCACAACUGCUGCAGUAAGAGUGGCAGAAACGUUGAUGCUGAUGCUGAUGGCUUGGUGAGCAAACGUGAAGCAGCCGGGGUCUUGAACGUUGAGGAGACUGACCCCGACCUUGACCUUCUGAUGCAGAACGCACGCUCCAAACGCGACGGAAUGAUGAAUUUGGACAAAUUCAUUGACAUCCUGAUGGCGUACGACUACUGAAUAUUCUGAUCCGUGAAUACUUAUGUACAACUCCACAACACAGACUGACAAAUAAAAUCUGCAAUCGUG